AUGUUUCAAUCUGGAUUGCUCGUCAAGCAAGUGUUCUCAUUUUUCUGGAAAGAUAUUGAGCACGGAAGAUCAGCGAAGGAAGACUCUGGUGAUAAUAUGUUGUACCGGCUUGACAGCAUACAGAUUAUGGGGAAACCAUUACUAUGUUUUCUGUUUGGGUGCGGUAGGUCGUCAGAGGCCGAAAGAUAAAUAAGGUUGACUCAAGACCUUGUUGCUUAGAGAGUGAGAGACAUGCGGCAGGCAACACCAUCGCCAUGUAGCAUGUCCAUCAAUACAUACCAUCCGCGUAACCCCCGGAGGCCCCGUUGACAGUAUACUCCGCCGAGCACCCCAAACAGCCCCUCUGCUCGGUACGAGAUACGAUCUACGAAAUCCCCGUCACGACUAUCAUGCCAGAUAAAACGGCAGACAGAAAAAUCAAAACCCCUAUGCCAACAAUAUAUCAUCCACCAUUCCAAUCCAACGACUCUGCCAAUAGCACAUGUCCCACGAAAUCGCCGGAUCUUCCAACAGAACACGUCCUGCAAAGCUUUCAAACCUUUUUGGUGUCAAAUUUUACCCCUAAAAGGUUCGUCAAGAAAAACAAAUCACCCUCUUGAAAAAAAUGCUCUACAAAAUUCUCAAGCAGUCAAAACACGAACAAUCACCCUUGGAAAAAUACCCAGCAAAAAGAUCAACAUUACAUCAGAAUCACGUCAGAACGGGGAGGACGGGUAACUCCGGGAAAACGUGUCUGACGUCCUGACAACUCAGAACAAAUUCAUUCCUCAGAUAAAUAUUCAUGUUUCAACUCAAUAACCAGUUCAAAUAACGACAACAUGCCAAACCCUUCCUCCGAUAUCCAAUACCUUGACAAAGAAACCAGUCCAGCAGCCCCCCUGCUGUAACAUCCAUUCCAUCCUGAAGAAGUCAAAAUCAAUACAAUCAAUCAAUCCAACAGCCCCCCUGCUGCAUCAUUCAUCCCGAGAAAUCGAAACCAAAACAAACAAACCACCUGCGACUAGGAUCAUAGAACAAUACUUCCCCCCCCAUGAUUCUCACGCAGAACUAUCCCACCCAUCGCGACAUCGAACAGCAGAUCAAAGGCCAGUUCCAGGUCACAAAUUUAACACAUGAUGCAAGAAAGGCCCCCCCGCUGAAAAAGUGCAACACAAAGAACAAAAUCAACGACUAUUCAUCACUGAUGCGCGCAGAAAGUUUCCUUGGGCAGCGGUUUGAAUCCGCGCGUUGCAGGUCCGACCGUACGUGGACUACCUUGAAUUCCCCCCGCGCCACACGCUCACGGAUGAAAUGGUGGCGGAUGUCGAUGUGCUUCGAGUUGGAUUAAGUAGCCGGGUUUCUUGCCAAGAGAAAAGCGCCUACGUUGUCCUCCCACACCGGAGUGCACCCCACAUCACGGCCCGGAAAGGUAAGUUUCCACAGAUACCGCAGAAAAAUAAGCCUCCUUCAUCCCAUCAGACAUCGCCACGUACUCCACUUCCAUCGAAGACAGGGGUGACGCUCUUCUGCGUCCUACACAGAUACAUCACACACGCACCAGCGAACAUCACUAGUGCCCCAGGUAACAAACCGCCGGUCGGUUGCCUUGUUGGCGAAGUCUGAAUCGACAAAAAGUUUCAUGUGGUCUCCUCCCACUGUGCGCUUUUGAAAAGUAAUCCCGUACCCGUUCGUGAAUCUAACGUACAUCAAACAUGCAAAGCCGCCUGCCAGUGCAGUCGCUUCGGCGCAUGCGAAUACCUCGCAACGACACGUACCGCGUCGGGAAUAUCCGGGCGAGUCUGAUUCGCCAGUCACAUCAAGUGUCCCACCAGCGACCGGAAAGGCUCGUCGACAUCGGGCUCGUCGGCAUCGUACUGCUCAAGCUUCAACUCAACGACCGUAGAUGUCUGUUUGUCCGUCGUCACACCGAACUUGGCAACGAUCUUCUCCGCUACAGCCUGCUGCGAAAUAGUCACCGUCCCCAACACCGUGUCACGAGAAAACCGGCAACCCGCAUACCAGCGCAAUUCCCCAAGGUUGGAAAUGGGCACAUACCGGUUGAGGUCAACACCAAACUGAUCGCACCUGCUCGAGCCCGAUAGAAAAUAUGCCGUCUACGUGGAUCACAACCACCAUGGUGAAUACACCGCUCUCGAUCAGACGCAUCACAUACGCAUCGGCGGCACAAGGCUCGAAACCAAGAAUCUUCAUGCCACGCAUCAAGUGAUGAUGCCAUGUGCGGGACGCCUGCUUCAGACCGUGAAGACUCCAUCUCAACCGUACGACCUUACCGGAAAGCACACCGCAUACAGGGGGAAGACGAAUGAACACAACCUCAUCCUGUUCUGAUUGGACAAAGGCUUGCUCGGCAUCGAAAUGGCACAAGUCCCAAUCUAACACACAGGCAAUGGCGGCUAGCAAUCGAAUGCUCGUGAUGGAAGGACACGGGGAGAAAGUCUCAAAGAAGUCAACACCCUCACGCUGCGCAAACCCACGGGCUACCAACCUAGCCUUAGCACGCACAGCAUACCCAAACUCGUCUCCCUUUCAUGAAUACACCGACUUGGCGGAGAUGAAGUUCGUCCCUCGUUGCUAUUCCGCCCCGACCUCCUCGAAGGUGGCCACUGCAUUCAGCCCGAAAAACCCCUUGCGUUCGGCGUUGGUCCAGAUGUGGUGGUGUGGCCCGCGUGCGCCUCCCCGUAUGUCUCAGGAGUCUCCAGGUCGCACACCAGCCCCGUCGGCAGGGCUGGCUCAGUCACGCCGGGUGCAGGAAGCUCGGCGAUGGACCGCUUGAUCUCGUCCUCCGUGGCUAAAAGAGCAAAUAUCCCCGGCCCUGACCCAUCUCGCUUCGCCCGCGACCUUGUCACUGCGGGGGUCGCUACGAACUCCCGCUUCCCUUGCCGACGCCAGCCUGUACCGCCCUCAUGCACCAUCUCCGUCCACAGCCCGUCCGAUGCCAGCGGCGCCGCCGCCGAGUGCGCGGGGGCAGGUGUGGCAACAGGUGACGCAGGUGUGCUCACCCGCGAAGGCCCCCCCGCCAUCCGCGCAAGUUCCGCCAACACCGCGCUGCGCGCUGCUUCGCUCUCCACCAUGCUCUCCGGCUCCGUCAUGCUCAUGCUGCCGCUGCUCCGUCGCCGCCGUCGCCGCUGGAGCUGCCGCCGAUGCUGCCGCUCCGGCCGCCACCGCGGGGCCUCCGGCCAUUCCCCCCGCCGCCGCCGCGGGGGGAACACUGCCACCGGAGGUCGCCG
Molecule: messenger RNA, 3227 nt
Organism: Ectocarpus sp. CCAP 1310/34
Lineage: Eukaryota; Phaeophyceae; Ectocarpales; Ectocarpaceae
Source: the annotation of a GenBank genome assembly